Molecule: messenger RNA, 2573 nt
Organism: Vitrella brassicaformis
Lineage: Eukaryota; Vitrellaceae
Source: the annotation of a GenBank genome assembly
CUGCGCGUUCCCGAAAGGCUCGUGAGAUUGAUGCGGGCGCCUUGCCUUGCAGUGCUGGUCGGGGUUGUUGCGUGUUUGUGUGCGGUUGAGGUGUGUGAGAUGGCGCCUCUCACGAACCGCCGAUGGGUGCUGGCGAGAGAUGUGAAGGGAAAAACGACGGAAGGGGACUUCAGGUACACACACAGACACACACACACACACAGGGACGCACGGACAUUCACAUGAGUGUUGGUGCGGUGUUUGUGCAUGCAGGCGCGCGGACACUCGUGUGGACGAUGCACAGCUGAAAGAUGGCGAAGUUAUGCUCAAACAGGUGCGCAGUGGAUGGAUGGAUGGACACAUUCAUCGCCCUGUCUGUGUGUGCUCGUGUGUGUGUGUGUGUGUGUGUGUGCAGCUGCUCAUCUCAUUCGACCCCGCCCAACGGACUUGGCUGACGUACGUCCGCACACCCACUACACUCUCUCUCAUACACGACUGUCUGUCUGUCUGUCUGUCUGUGUGUGUGUGUGUGUGUGUGUGGAUGCGUGUGUGUGGAUGCGUGUGUGUGGAUGGGCAGGGACAGCAGCUACGUCACCAAGAUUAAAGUCGGCGAGGUCAUGCGCGCCAUUUCAUUGUCGCGAGUGGUGGCAUCCAAACACCCGGACUGGCAAGCUGGUAGUACUCCAGCAUGUCUGUGCGGGGGGUUGUGUGCACGUGUGUGUGUGUGUGCGGUGUGUUGAUUGCAGGUGACUUGGUUCGGUGCCUGGGUGGGUGGCAGGACUAUCUGAUUAUCAGCCCCGAUGAGGUCAAGAAGGCCGGUACGUCACGAGUGUGUCUGCAGUAAGGCUGCUUGCGUCGAGAGAUACACGCACAUCCACACGACGUGUGUGUUGUGUGUGUGUGUGUGUGCGUGUGCAUGGCAACCAGACGCCAUCGCCGACCCGAAGGAGCGGCUCACGCGGCAGUCGGAGCGGCUUGCCAAAGUAGUGGUACGCAUCCACACACACAUGGCUUAUGUGUGUGUGCCUGUCCUCAAACCGGUACGUCGAUUCCACACGUGUAUACGUGCAGCUGCCCCCCGGUGUCCCAAUGGAGCUGGGCAUUUCGCUGUUUGGUCCGUGAGCCAGUCAGUACCUUCACUCGUUUGUUUUUGUGUGCACACGUGUACCGAUCUUCUGUGGCCUUGUACGGGUACACUUGUGCAGGUGUGACCGGCCUCACUGCCUACGUCGGCCUCGUCAAGGUGCGCACACACAUCGAUGCACAAGUGCCAUGUAUACUGCGCACAUGUGCCUGCGUGUCUGUGUGCAGGUGGGUCGCGUCAAGGAAGGCCAGACGGUGCUUGUGUCAGCUGCUGCCGGGGCAACAGGCUCAGUCGUCGGUAACACACACACACGUAUACAUGGGCGCACACGUCCGUGUGAUCGUCUCUACCCAUGUGUGUGGUGUACAGGUCAGCUUGCCAAGGCGUAUGGCGCCAAGACGGUGGUGGGCAUCGCUGGCGGACCGGAGAAGUGCAAAUUCCUCGUCGAGUACGCCCAACCACAUGAAUCGGGGCAUGGCUGUGCGAAUCCGCAUGUGUGACACGUGCGUGUCUCUGCAGGACUCUUGGCUUUGAUGCGGCGAUAGACUACAAGAGCCAAGAGACAAAGAGGAAGGGGCUCAGGAGGUCGGUAGCUAACACUGACACUGACACUCGGCCACAUCAAUGUGUGUACCUUUUUCAUUUGUGCCGCCAGGUGCAUAAUGGAGAGGUGUCCCGAAGGCGUCGACCUGUUCUUCGACAACGUCGGCGGCGAAGUAAGUAUACCGCAUCACAUCACAUCACAUCCCCACCCUCACAGAUGCACAGAUGUACACGUGGGCAUCCCUGUCACCCUGUCACUUAGACCCUUGAGGCAGGCAUAUCGUGUCUGCGAGAGUUCGGCACCGUCGUGCUCUGUGGCGCUAUCGGCGAAUAUCAGAAACCCAGCAAAGAGGUCAAGCAUAUUAUCAAACCUUUCCCCCCAGCCAUGUACGUGUGUCUGUCCACGUGUGCAGAUCGCAGGCAUCCGCAACUACUUUGAGCUGGUCAAGAAGUAAGUAUCACACGACACCACGCCCAAUGGUACGUGCAAUGCAUCCUUCUCGUCACGCAGAUCGGCCCGAGUGGAGGGUUUUCUGGUGCCCCGUUUCGCCUCAAGCUUUGGCGAGGCUGUAGAUGAGCUUGGCAGGCUCAGCAAAUCGGUACAUAUGCCUUCGUACAUAAAGAGAUGCAUCGCAGAUGUGUGAAUGGUCUUGCAGGGUCAGAUCCACCAGGCGCACGACAUCCAGGCGGGCUUUGAGAGCCUCCCCAAAACGUUCAUACGGCUGUUCGAGGGAAGGAACACCGGGAAACUGCUCUGCAAGCUGUGAUCCAACGGGCCUUCGGACAAUCUGCUGCAUCAAGGGGCCCUACCGAGACAUUGUGUCGGCGUGUUUUUUGGCUUUUCAUGAGACAUGCAUGACCGGAUGAGAGAGACGGUUUUAUUGGAGCAGACGAAAGAGAUCUGCGGUGUGUCAGAGGGACUGUGAGGCUCUCAGUAGUUUUUCGUGCAUUACAUGAAGGCAGCGAG